This is a messenger RNA of Durio zibethinus, 501 nucleotides long. Lineage: Eukaryota; Viridiplantae; Streptophyta; Magnoliopsida; Malvales; Malvaceae. The record is from RefSeq and is a predicted model, not a curated record.
UACGCUGCGACUCCUUCCGAAUCGCCUCAUACCAAUAUAUAUAUAUAUCUUGAAAAUCUUUUCUUUGGAUUUCGUUGAGUGAGAGAGAAGAAAUGGACGCCCUCGACUCUGUCGUCGAUCCUUUGAGAGACUUCGCCAAGGACAGCGUCCGCCUUGUCAAGCGCUGCCACAAGCCCGAUCGCAAAGAGUUCACGAAGGUGGCGUUCCGUACAGCGAUCGGUUUUGUAGUUAUGGGAUUCGUUGGAUUCUUCGUUAAGCUCAUCUUUAUUCCUAUCAAUAACAUCAUCGUUGGUUCCGCUUAGGCUUGUAGAAAUUUCUGUAGGAUGUGUCCAGUUUGAUUCGUUUGCAGCUUCUCAUCAAAGAGGAAUGUUACAAUACUGCUCUUGGCCAUCCCCCCUCCCUUCUCAUUUCAAAUGUACUAGUUGAACUAGUAGUCUUGAAUUUAAACUCUCUUGGAAUUUCUUUGAGCUUUAUGAAAUAGAUUAUGGUUAAUUUUGCCUU